AUGAUGAAGUACCUACCAAUUAUUUUAUUAAAAGAUCAAAAGUCAAAUAAUUAUACAACUAUAAAACAAUUAAAUCAUUUUAUUCUAUUAACUGCUUUAAUAACAAAUUAUAAUCGGUCAGAUAAUGCCAGCGUACUUGGAGGACAUUCACUAGCUGAAGCAGAAAAAAUUCUACACGAACAAGUGGGCAUUACAUUAUUAAAACGCGAUUAUUCUGAAGUUCAGCAAGGAAGGGAUAUAUGUGAUCGUUUAGCUGGUGCAGCAAAAAUGCGACUUAAAUCCUAUAUGAAGUCUGGUAAUAAUGUUUUGACUACUCAUGAUAUUAAGCGUGGCUUUGAUUAUUGUGGUGGUAUUAAAAAUACCCGCGUUGCUGUCGCUGAAGUUGAUAAAAGAUCAAAAGCAUUAGAAAAGUCACACAUACCAGAAAUAAGCUCAAUACGAAGCAUUGAAUAUGAAAUUGAAAUUCACGUGUGGCCACUACACACUUCACGACUUUCACCUGUGAUCAUGUGCGAAAAAUAUGACGCGAAACGUUUUCGUAACCAGUUCACCUGUUGUCACACGUGGAAUAUAUUUUUCACGCGUGCCCCCACACCAUUUUACGAUGUUCACGUGCGACCACAAUUCAUUUCACGAUAUUCAUGCGUGUACACAUCGCGGUACCUACUAAAAUUUUCCCAUGGGUAUAUCUUUCGAAAGUUGUACAUACAUACAGAUGAAAACCUUUGUUGUAGACCGAAGGUAUUUUCUGUAGGAAUAUGCCUGGGAAUCAUCUUGUUCCCCGAGAGGAAGUAUUAACUAAAAUAGUUUGGAAAACUUGGAAACUAAGAAAAAAGAUUUAGGAAGUUCACGAGUAAUGACGCGUGAGAACUUUUUUACACGUGGUAACUCGUGAAGAUUGAUUCGACAAGUAUGAAUGUGAGAUUUAUUCAAUAGUUUCUCAGGCAAGUUAGCUCAAUGGUAGUAUCAUACAUUUCUAAUUCUAAUCUAGGUUCGACUCUUACUUUGUGGUGAUAUAUAAAAAAUGUGAUAUUUUAGAAACUAGUGGUCACACGUGGAAAAAGUUAUAGAUGAAGUUGCAUUGCUGAAGACUACAUUAUACCUUGACCAUGGUGACCAUCUAUAGUCAGUUGACUAUAGAUAGUCGGCAUGGUCAAGUUUUUUUCACACGUAAUCACGCGUGAAGAUUGUUCACUUGUGUACACGUGUGAAGAUUUUUCACGAGUGGCCGCGCGUAUGAUGUUGUAACAACAUGACCAAACCGUCGUGAAACUUCCUGUCUUUACCUACAAAAUUUCGUGAAAGUCCAAGUUGACAUUUCACGAUUCCUCACGCGUGAAAAGUCGAUAAAAGGACACCGCCGGAUAAGUAGCGAUAUCUGCCACCCUACGUUUUCAUAUUCUUAAGACAUGGUCAGAUAGAACUCACUCUGGCGAACAUGAAUAUGAUGUCAGAAACGUUCAGAACCACUUAGGA
Messenger RNA from Didymodactylos carnosus, 1476 nucleotides. The record is from the annotation of a GenBank genome assembly. NCBI's taxonomy places the organism in Eukaryota, Metazoa, Rotifera, Eurotatoria, Philodinida, Philodinidae.